Gossypium raimondii (Peruvian cotton) is the source of this 2797-nucleotide messenger RNA. RefSeq lists its product as uncharacterized. The record is from RefSeq and is a predicted model, not a curated record. NCBI's taxonomy places the organism in Eukaryota, Viridiplantae, Streptophyta, Magnoliopsida, Malvales, Malvaceae. The transcript has 4 exons. Bases 380 to 2596 code for a protein of 738 amino acids.
CAUAAUUUGAUAGUGAAAGGUGAUUUAGACAUGAAUCUGCAAGUGGUUGUUCAUAAUGCCUUUUUUUUCUUACCUUUGUUCUUCCUUUUUUUCCCUUUACCAUCAACACCAUACUCAUGAUUUCCACUAAAAGCUUAAACCUUAAUGCAAAAAUGUACUAAUAAUGGUAAAAAAUUAAAAAAUUUUGGUAAAUGACGUAAAUUAGAAAAAAUUCAAAGCUUUAAUUCCUUCAUUUGGUAACUGUUUUAAAUAAAGUUUAAAGCUUUUGCAUGCUCUAAAUUUGCUCACUUUUUUAAAAAGGUCCAAAAUUUUCAUUAUCCCCAAUAAACAUUUUUUUGGCUUUGGAUCUGAAGCUCUGCUAGUUCAUUUGCAACAGAAUAUGCCUCAAGAGAGUUUAAGAUCAAUUGUUUAUAGAUCAUUUGUUACAUGUGAUGAUCCAAAAGGAGUUGUAGAGUGUAGAACAAUUAGAAGGUCGAAAACCGGUUCGACCGACACGAUGGUGCAUGAUAAAACCGACGAAUGCCGGCAAAAAACAAAGAACCGAUCGACAAAGGGGACUUCUUGUCAACUCUUGGAGGUUUCAAGGAGAGCUCACAAGCUAAAUAAUGUGAUCGAUUCAUGUUCGAAACAGCUUUGGUAUGAUACGAAUUCGAGAGAUGUAGCGAAAGAUUUGUUGAAAGGAGCACUUGAUUUGCAAGAUUCAUUGCAUGUGCUUGGGAAAUUGCAAGAAGCUUCUCAUUAUAUGGCAAAAUGGGAUAGGGUGAGAAACGAGCCGAAUUCGAGUCUGGUUAGAGAAUGGGAUUAUCGAACUGAAAACCAAAAUCCGAGGCUUUCCGUUGAUGGUUCUUCGAGAGAUUGUGUUGAGGAGCAUAGGAAAGUGAUUACGUAUAGUCUAGCUAAGCAAAAUCUAUUGCCAAAUGUUGAAGAAAUGAGAUGCUUAAGUGGAAGAUAUCAGGGUAUCCCGUCUACAAGCUCGAGUCAAUCAUCAACCGUCCGUGCUGAAAAAGGCCCAAGUUUGAUUGCGAAGCUUAUGGGACUAGAAGAAAUGCCUUCGAGACCAUUGCAGACAAAUUCGUGCAAGGAAGUAGAGUGUAACAAGAUUUUGGAUAGACAAAAGCAUAUGUUUGAAAUCAAUAAGCCAAAAGUGAGGAAGUCUCGAUUUGUUUUCCGGAAGGAAGAUCGAGAUAGGCGAACAAUGGACAUUCACGAGGCCAUGCAUUUUAAAGGACUAUUGAAAAGCAACUUCAUCAAAGAGAUCAAGUAUGAUUCCCAUCAAUGGAGUGAUUUCUUUUCGGAACAGAAGUUGAUCAACGAUAGUCCACCAAUCGUACUUAUAAAACCUCGAUACAGUCCACACUUGCAAACAGAAGAAAAGUUCGUGCCAUGGUUCCACGAGGGUCGUAGCUUAAACACUGAUACUAUGCUCAGAAAAGUGCAGCCUCCUUCCAUUAGCUCGAGGGAAGGUGCUAAAGAAAGCAAAGAGAAAGAGGCCAAACCAGUGAAAAGCGACGUAAAAGCUAAAGAGAAGCUUUCUAUGAAGACAAAAACUUCAGGGCCCAUAACCGUGCCAUUGCUGAAAAAAGAGGCUACUCACAGGAAAACCAAAAAGAUAACGAAACCAGUUAACGAGGAGGUUGCAAGGGCAAAGAAUUUAUUGAGGUCUAAAGAUGAAGCUAAGGUUACCCCUCCAAAGUCCGGUAAGCUCGAAAAUGGAUCAAAUGUUACAAAUAAUAAAAUGUCUCAUCAACGCGGAUCACAAACUGUAGUCCGUGCUCCAAAUGAUCGGAAAAAGGGAGUGAACAAGAUGAAAGCGGCUAAAGUAACUAAUGAGAGAUUAGAACACAAAGGAGAUGGUAUUGUUUCGGAAGGAAAGAAGAUUGAUCCUAUAUUGGAAAGCGAUACAGUUUUCGAAAGAUAUAGCAUUGAAACUGAUAUUAUGAUUGAAGAAUGUCGUGAUAACAGCGAGGAUUCUGUUUGUGACAUUACCCUGGUGACCACCGAUUAUCAAAACAACCGAAAAUGUAUCGGUCCAAAUGAAACUGACAACGAAAGCUUCACUAGAGGGGCCAAACUAAAAGCACUGCUAUUGAGCUGUCCGGCUUUCCUCAAUCACGCCGACUAUCUUUUUUAUCUUCAUGUGAAUCUUCCUACAACUUCACCAAAAUUUGACAUCAACGAAUUCACAGAUGCCAACAGAAGACUUUUCUUAGACUGCGCAAGUGAAAUUGUUCGAAGAAUAAGCUUUCCCGAUUCUCAACUGGUUCACCCUCCGUUAUUAUCCGUGGUCGGAAAUGCCAAAACUCGUAUCUCUCUAGACCAUUUGUUAAGGGAAACUUGUGAUCAGGUCGAGGCAUUGAGAAACUAUAGUGAAGUAGCUGGUGAAGACUACCCUGCUGGUAGUCUUUAUUCAAUGCUUGAAAGAGACUUAAAGCACAAGGAAGCUUUAAGUGGAAUAUGGGACUUGGGUUGGAAGAAAGGGUUUACUGUGAAUGACACGAUACAAGUAGUGGAUGAAAUAGAGAAGCAAUUAUUGAAUGGGUUAAUCGAGGAGAUUUAUGCCUCAGUUUCAGCAGAAACCGAGAUAACACGGGUUUAAACUUUAAAAAUAACAUUAUUCGGAAGGUCUGUUACAAACUUCGAACAUGGCCGCAAGUGAUACAACAAUUGUAAAUAAAGUUGCUUUAGUUGAUAAUUGUAAAUUUGUUUAGGGUAAAUUAUACUUGUAGUCACUCACUUAUUGGUAAGUUUCUUUUCUAGUCAUUUAAUUAUAAAAAGUUACAAAAUGGUCACCCAACUA